Molecule: messenger RNA, 2633 nt
Organism: Protobothrops mucrosquamatus (brown spotted pit viper)
Lineage: Eukaryota; Metazoa; Chordata; Lepidosauria; Squamata; Viperidae
Gene: DPH2
Product: diphthamide biosynthesis 2
Exons: 7
Coding region: 37-1470 (477 amino acids)
Biological process (GO): protein histidyl modification to diphthamide
Molecular function (GO): 2-(3-amino-3-carboxypropyl)histidine synthase activity
Source: RefSeq, a predicted model, not a curated record
CUUGUAGCUGCUCUUUGGAAACGCCAGUUGAUCCUCAUGGCAACGGCAUUCAGCAAUGAUGGAGCUGAAGUGAUUCAGCGGACUCUGAUUACUACAGAAGCAGGUGGUCGUCUUCCAGUUUUGGGGAUAGAGGAUUUUUAUGAACUGGAGAGAGCAGCUGCUUUUGUAUCUGACAAUGGCUUCACCAAGAUUGCUCUUCAGUUUCCUGAUAAACUUUUGCCAGAUUCAGCAGAGGUUGCUGCAAGGAUGGAAACAGCAACUGGUGCCAAGAUGUAUGUCUUGGGAGACACAUCAUAUGGCAGCUGUUGUGUAGAUGAAGUGGCAGCAGAACAUGUGGGUGCCGAGGCUAUAGUGCACUAUGGCCCUGCCUGUUUGAGUCCUUGUCGCAAAUUGCCAGUAUUACACAUAUUUUGCCAGGAACAGCUAGAUGCAAUGCGAUGUGUGGAAGUCUUCCAGGAGUUGUACCCUGACCUUCAAGCCUAUGUGGUUGUACUGAGUGAAUCUGCAUAUUUUCACGCCAUUGAUGACCUGGCCUGUAAGCUACAAUCAAUUUAUCCCAAUGUUGUUUUUGCUCAGUUGGAUAGUAAAAAAAAUCUCGAUCCAAGCCAGCCAAUUUCUGGAAUGAUACAGCAGUUUGGACGAUGCUUUAUAAUAGACGAACAUCAUGGUCUUGAAAACUACAGUAUGUUCUAUAUAGGUUCUGAAGGACCAGAACUUACAAACUUCAUGCUGAGUUGGAACCAGUGUCCCUUUAGUUCUUUUGAUCCUAGGACAGGACAAGGCCGGUGGGAAACACUGGAUGUGAACCGGGCCCUGCGACGACGCCUUUACCUAGUGGAACGGGCACGAGAUGCUCAAGUAGUGGGUAUUGUGGUAGGUACUCUUGGAGUAGAAGAUUACUUGUCUGUUCUGGAGCAUCUUCGCCAAAUCAUUCACCGUGCUGGAAAACGUGCCUACACGCUGGCUGUGGGUAAACCUAAUCCUGCAAAACUGGCAAACUUUCUAGAGGUGGAUAUCUUUGUACUGGUAGCUUGCCCACAGAAUUCCUUGCUUAAUUCCACUGAUUAUUAUCGACCCCUGAUCACGCCCUACGAGUUGGAAAUAGCAUGCAAUCCAGCACGGACUUGGACAGGCCGCUAUGUUACAGACUUUCGCCACCUUCUGCCAGGAGCUUGUGACCAUGUCCUUUUCCCAGAAAAGACCAACAACGAACCCAGCAUUUCACUGAUCACUGGACAGCUGCGCUCUAUUGAUCCCUUCCGGAUAUCAGAUAUAGAGCCAAAUUCUGGCACAGCUGUGAUGUGCCGCAACCAUUUACAGACUGUAUCUCAGAUCAGCCCAGCAGCCUCAUUCUUGGAGUCCCGCAGCUGGCGGGGACUGGAGCAACAGCUGGGCCAAACAGAAGUAAAAAAAGCUAUUGUGGGACGACGGGGAAUUGCCAUUGCCUAUGAAGAUGAGCCUUGUGGAUGACCAACCCUGAAUAUAAAAGACAUUGGCCAGAUAACAGACUUCAUUCUUUGCUGGAUUUGGAUGGGUUAAUGGAACAUGGAUCUUUUUGAAUUUGUUGACAGUCUUAUUUGUACAGGGCAUAAAGUGGGCUAAGUUAGCAUUUUUUGCAAUAUGUUGAUGGACAGUUCAACAGAUUUUAAGUAGAGUGCCAUGUUAUUAUUUUAAUAGAGGAAUAUUUUUUUAAAAAAAAACAAGUGUUGAUCUCUGCUGAAAAAAGUGUGUUGAAGUUUUUUAUCCAAUGAUGAGACAAAUGUUAAUCCACAUUAGUGGCCAACUUAUAGAUAUCCAUGUUGUUUAAACUAGUCCUCAGUUGCAAUUUCUGUUGAUUAGAAGCUUAGACUAUGCUGAACAGUAGGGUGAGCAUUACUGAUCACAAGCUGAAGUCAGCAGUGAUGCAAUUGCUAAAAAAGAAAAAAAAAACACCUAAUGUAAUUCCCAGACUGAAUUAAUAAAAGCAUAGUCUCCAAGUAACAAGUAGCCAUAGUUCCAUUUUAUUCCAGAGCACUGUGUCCUUUUCUGGAGAUCACACUUAAAUAUGUUGACAAAGAGAAAUUAGCUAAGAGGGUCACAAGAAUGAAUAAAGGUACUGUAUAAAAAUAUUCUAUAAAGAAAGGUUGAACGAACUGCAUUGCAUGGGCCUCUUUAAUGGAUAACAGAGAUGCUAUGCUUAUGUAAGAUUCUAAGUAUUUCUUCCAAAUCAUCUUUGAAGCAUGCAUAACCCUAAUCUUGAUCUUUGUAACCCCCAGGGGACCAAAUAAAAUUCUAUACAGAAGAAUAAAUGUUGGGCAAAUAUUAAAGAUCAUUGAGUCUAGAAGAGCAGAUUGACAAUAGAAUUAUCUAGAUGGAUGGUGGACUACUUGUUAUUGGAAAUCUCCAAUUUAAAUCUUACAGACUUUAAUUGGUCUGUUUGCAACAAAACUAUUGCCAGGCCCCAGCUAUAUUUUCUCCACCCAACUGGAAUGCUUCUGUUCAGGCUUCUAGGUGGCCACUUCCUCCUCUAGGAUUUUCACCUCCUUCCAUUUUCUUUUUCAACCAAUGUUCCGUUUAAUGAUGCUCAGUCUUCAUUGGAUAUUGAAAUGGUUGCUUGUAGGAAGCUUUUAUAAAAGGAUUUGAAAAUCAUAAAA